This is a messenger RNA of Ostrea edulis (European flat oyster), 2164 nucleotides long. RefSeq names its product transmembrane protein 169-like. The record is from RefSeq and is a predicted model, not a curated record. Lineage: Eukaryota; Metazoa; Mollusca; Bivalvia; Ostreida; Ostreidae. The transcript has 2 exons. The coding region runs from base 132 to 812 and encodes 226 amino acids.
GUAUUUUCAAGUAAAGCACCUGUCAAACGCAGAUUGCCGUCAAUUUUCCCGAAUUUAACUUCGAAGGUCCAUAAAGAACACUUCGAUAUUUCUAUUUGAUAUAGAAUAAGAAAAACAUUAGCGAAGAUGCAAUGGCUUCAGCAUGCAGCAUAGAUGAAGAAAAUCAAGAUGGUUUAGACAAUGAACAUAUAACUGUCAAUGAUUCAGCAGAAAAGGAUCCCACACUGGUAGGAAAUACAGAUAGCGACAAAAACAGCAAAGUUCAAAUAUAUACCCACAAUGCACUGCAGCCCAAACCUCCAGUAGUCCGAUUUUCAUCUGCUAAGGGAGACAACACAGAACAAGUGGAGGUGAUUGAGUACACAGACACAGAAGUCAUGGACUCGGGUUCCUCCGGCGGGUCCAGGUGCUGCGGGGCGACUGAUGGACCACAUGUAACACUCAUGUCUGUGGUUCUUCUGCCCAUUGCCUUUUUAUCCUCUUUAGCUGUGGUCUUUUACUAUGGUGCUUGGACAUGGUAUAACUUGUAUAUACACUACAGCGAAGAAAGAACAAUCUGCCACAAAGUUCUCGUCUGCCCUGUCCUCAUCAUUACUUUUCCACUAACAGUCGGAUUGAGCUCCCUUGGGGUUGCAUUAUUUGCAGCUUUUGUUCAGAUCUCGUGGUCUUUCUACCGGUGGAAGACAGAAUUUUUAGAUUUUGAGAAAGGUUUCUAUGGCUGGUUGUGUUAUAAGUUAGGUUUACCGAUGUGUUCACCAUAUGAUGUCCUAGAGUACACAGAUGUCUCAGAGCUGGAACCAAUCAGAACAUGAUACCCUGCAUCACACAUAGAGCUGGAACCAAUCAGAACAUGAUACCCUGCAUCACACACAGAGCUGGAACCAAUCAGAACAUGAUCUGCAUGGUACCCUGCAUCACACACAGAGCUGGAACCAAUCAGAACAUGAUCUGCACGGUACCCUGCAUCACACACAGAGCUGGAACCAAUGAGAACAUGAUCUGCAUGGUACCCUGCAUCACACACAGAGCUGGAACCAAUGAGAACAUGAUCUGCAUGGUACCCUGCAUCACACAUGUAGUGAAUGUCUGAAAUUGUUGAUAGUAGCACUGCCAUAUUUGAUUGUCAGUACAUUUUGUAUGAAAUGAUGAAUGCAUAUUGAUCUUUUCCAUUUUGCUCCAUUAAUGUCUUCUUACAUAUUUUGUUUUUAAUUUUUUUUUUUAAAGUAUUCCAUUCCUAGGGAACAUUUUCAUCUUGGAGAAAGCAUAUUAUAUUUAUAUACAGUGAUAUUACAUGUAUUCUUAUUUAAUUUUCCAGGAUCUCUAUUUAUUGUGUAUGACACUUGUAUUUUUUUUGGUUGUAUUUUUGUGUUUAUGGUAACGAGGACUCCCAUGACAGUGGAUUCAGACUGGAGCUGUGGUGGAUAUUCUCCCCUUUUCCACAUUGAGUGAGACAUGACAUACAUUGCAUGUAAACAUGUCAGUUCGAGGUUGAUUAUUUUCAUUCUAGUUUUAUCAAAUCCAGUAUAAUUUUUUAUCUGCCAGCACAUUUACGUGAAGGUUGUAUUUUAUAUUGAAAGAGCUCGAAGAUCGGGUUUAAUUUUUAUUAUAUACCCAUCAAUGUAUCGUUCUUUGAUACUGUGGAUUUCACAGCGUGUGAUCCGGUUUUCCGGAUCACCACACUGGUUUUCUGAUUCCGUAUCAGUAUCCUCUGAAACUGAUGCUGUCACAAUGCAUCAACACAGCGUUAUUUGUGGAAAAUAUUGACCACGUCACAAAACAAAAAAGUAUAUCUGCGUACACAAAACAUAAUUUCACUGUAUGUCUGUAUUUUUUGAUAAUUUGGAUUACAUUUAGUAUCUUAUAAAUGCGGAUUUAAAAUACAUAGGGGGUAUAUAAUAAAUUUAUCAUUACUACAGUAACUUGAUCCGAAGAGUUGGAUCACGUCUCGUUGACAGGCGCGGAUCAUCAGAUCAAACUCGACACUUCGCGUCUCGUGUGAUCUGAUGAUCCGCGCCUGUCAACUCGACGUGAUCCGACUCUUCAGAUUAAGUUACUGUAGUAAUAAUAUAUAUUUAUUGAUACUUUUAAUUGUAAGAUCGAGAUUUGUACACUGACUGUAUCAAAGGCUAUUUUGUUUAGAAACAAUAUUAAAACUUGACAUUGA